CACAAUCCCUUUCUAUACCUUGGACUGGGAAUAGACUGAAUAGUUCAGCUGUUACAUCUUCUGCCUUAGGACAACCAACUCAGCUCACACAAUCCCUUUCUAUACCUUGGACUGGGAAUGGACUGAAUAGUUCAGCUGUUACAUCUUCUGCCUUGGGACAACCAACUCAGCUCACACAAUCCCUUUCUAUACCUUGGGCUGGAGAUGGACUGAAGAGUUCAUCUUCUCACUUAGAGCAACUAGUUCAACAGACACAGUCCCAUCCUAUAUCUUGGACUGGGGCUGAACGGAAUAACAUGAACUUUAAAGAAUCCUUCUCCUCAGGAAUGCCGAUGCAUCAAGCACAGUUCACUGCCAUGGCUUGGACUAAAAACGAACAGAACAAUUUGAAAUCUCCUAUGCUAGGGCAACCUGUUCAAACAAAACAGCCCCCAUCUGUGCCUUGGACUGGAAGUUUGAUUGACCACCAUAAAAUAUUCGACAACAUUUCCAUUGCUCAAACAUGUCAGAGGACCACAAGUCCAAUAUAUCCUAGCCCCAGCAUAAAAGUUACUCCUAAGUCAGCACACUUAAGUACUCUCCUUCCAAUGAAUGUAAUGUCACAGCAUUUAGGAUUGAUGCUGAAUAAAGGUUCAGCUCUCAGUUCGACUGCACCUGUGUUUACACAAGAGCAUGCAAAGAGAGGUAUGUGGUCACCUGCAGCAUUAGAUAAAGACUCUUCUAUGAUAGCACCAGUGCAGACAAAAUCAAACUAUGUACAUUCCUUGUCUGAAUAUAUUGAUGAGGAUGUUGAUUUGAAUCACAUCGAGAGAGAAGUGUCACAAAUGAAAUCAACUGCAAAUGUUAUGAAGAAUCAUACAUAUACUGAAUAUACAUCAUCCCCAGUGGCUGUAGAGAGAGGACAGCCAUUACUAAGUCCAAUUGACCCAAUGAUACCCAGGACGUUGCCAGACUCUCCUCUAAGUGAUGUAGAUUUGAACAGUCCAAAUGUUCAGUACAAUCUGCAACCAUCAGCCCAUCCAUCUUUAGCUGAAUCUAUUUUAGAGUCUCCCUUGUCUGAUUUAGGCCUCACUAUUAAACUUUCUAAUAUAUUCCAAAGAGGAAAGGCAGACUGUACACCUGUGAUGGAUGACAACUUAAACAAACCAGACGAUGAUGUAUAUAACAUUAUAGAUUUAGACACAAGUAUGACAAUCAGUCCAUGUCAUGGUCAACGCCAAGAUAACCCAAUCAUAAAGCCCAACAAUGAACCAGAUGAAGGAUUUAAAGUGGAUGGACCCCUCCAAGUAAAAAUGAUAUCAUCUUGCAUGUUUACAAAGUUUAUUGUUUAAGUUUAAUCAUUUAGAGUUAUCUGUUUACUGCACCUGUUUCUCGUUGAGGCAACAAAGUAAUUUUCAGCAUUACUUUACAAACAGGGAUACAAGUGGAUAUUUCUGCCAACGGA
Molecule: messenger RNA, 1444 nt
Organism: Owenia fusiformis
Lineage: Eukaryota; Metazoa; Annelida; Polychaeta; Sabellida; Oweniidae
Source: the annotation of a GenBank genome assembly